AUGUUGGAUGAAUCGUGUUCCUCAACAAAUUCGGGAUAUCAGUCGAAUUCACCUUGGAAUCAAAACCAAGAUUGUUUUAACUACAGUCCAUAUAUGCAGGAAAAGACAACCAACAAUCAAUCGUUAGAUGAAGACAUAAGUUUUUCGAUACCGUAUGGAAAAAAAUUUGAAGUCAAAUAUGUUCAUGACGAUGAACGUACAUGUUUAUUUGGGACAAUUAAAUAUAUUCUUUGCAAUAUUGGUAUGGAUAAUGAAUACUAUGACUUAGCAGCAAAAUUAAAUAAAGAAGAUCGCAAUAUACAUAAUGCCUUUCAAGAAAAUUGUACCACUUCACAUAGUGAAAACAUUCAACAACAAGGAUUUGGUGAUGCUGGUAUUAUUUUAUCUAGUUUUUCUCAAUUAUGUAAAAUUGAGUUUCGUGUUUGUUUUAUGCAAAAUAAUAAUAUAACACAAAUAUUUCGCUUUGACGAAAAUUUUAAUUUUACACAUUGUGCAUAUAUCUUAUACGAUGGAAAUAGAACAGAUAGUUCAUACAUCACGUCAUUCGUUUUUUUACGUGUUGAUCUGAUAUACUACAAGAAUCGUUUAUCUCAGCAGCCGCUGAAACGGAAACCUCGAAAUAAUGUUAUGGAGUAUGAAAGAAAAUAUUAA
Molecule: messenger RNA, 651 nt
Organism: Didymodactylos carnosus
Lineage: Eukaryota; Metazoa; Rotifera; Eurotatoria; Philodinida; Philodinidae
Source: the annotation of a GenBank genome assembly